Molecule: messenger RNA, 3870 nt
Organism: Panicum hallii
Lineage: Eukaryota; Viridiplantae; Streptophyta; Magnoliopsida; Poales; Poaceae
Exons: 5
Coding region: 113-3490 (1125 amino acids)
Source: RefSeq, a predicted model, not a curated record
GACACUCUCUGUGUCUCUGCCUCCCUCCCCGGCACCCCUCGCCGUCGCCGACUACCGGAUCAACACCAGGUCAGCCCGCCGCAAAACCUAGAUCUCGCUGCCGCCGGCCGGCAUGUCCUCCGGAUCCGCGUCCCGCCACGGGCGCCUCCUCAUCUCGCCGUCGCUCUCCACCCCGACCUUCUCCACCCGCUCCCCAUCGCCGUCCCCCGCGCCGCACCACCACCACGAGCGCCGCAACUCCACUUCCUCCCCGAAGCCCCUCGUCCCAUUCCCCUCCUCCUCCUCCAGGCCCCGCUCCUCCAUCGGCGGCGCCGCGGCGUCGGCCUCGUCCGCCUCGGGCGCGGCGUUCGCCCACAACGCGCGCCUCGCGGCGGCGCUGGUGCCCGCCGCGGCCUUCCUCCUCGACCUCGGCGGGCUCCCGGUCUUCGCCGUCCUCGCCAUCGGCCUCGCGGCCGCCUACCUCCUCGACGCGCUCCAGCUGCGGCAGGGCGCCUUCUUCACCGUUUGGGCGGCGCUGCUCGCGGCCGACGUCGCCUUCUUCUUCUCCGCCUCCCUCUCCUCCGCAGCUGCCGCAUCGCUGCCUUUGACCGUCCUCGCGCUGCUCCUCUGCGCCGAGACCUCCUUCCUCAUCGGGGUCUGGGCGUCGCUGCAGUUCCGAUGGAUCCAGCUCGAGAACCCCACCAUCGUGGCCGCGCUCGAGCGCCUGCUCUUCGCGUGCGUGCCCAUUGCCGCGCCUGCCCUCUUCACCUGGGCUCUCGUGUCCGCGGUCGGGAUGGCCAAUGCGUCCUACUACUUCGCCGCGUUCUGCAUGGUGUUCUACUGGCUCUUCUCCAUACCUCGGCCGUCCAGCUUCAAUAACCGUAAGCUGGACGCCUCGGUGCAGGACAGUGAUGGCAUUCUGGGCCCCUUGGAAAGCUGUGUGCAUUCGUUGUAUCUGCUGUUCGUGCCAGUGUUGUUCCACGCUGCAUCCCAUCAUGCCACGCUCUUCACCUCGUGGGGCAGUGUGUGUGAACUGCUGCUGCUGUUCUUCAUACCAUUCUUGUUCCAGCUCUAUGCGUCCACUCGGGGUGCACUGUGGUGGAUCACAAGGGAUGCCCGCACAAUGGAUCAGAUAAGGAUCGCGAAUGGGUUGGUUGCACUGGUCGUGGUGGUGCUGUGCCUUGAGGUGCGAGUUGUGUUCUACUCGUUUGGAAGGUACAUUCAUGCUCCACCACCACUGAAUUACCUGCUUGUCACGGUCACAAUGCUUGGUGGCGCUUUGGGCCUCGCAGCACAUGCUGCUGGCAAGGUUGGGGAUGCGGCUAGCUCAGCGGCUUUUACAGUGUUGGCAGUGCUAGUCAGUGGAGCAGGAGCUGUAGUCAUUGGAUUCCCUGUGAUGUUCCUUCCACUGCCAAUGAUUUCUGGCUAUUAUGUUGCAAGGUUCUUUACUAAGAAAAGCUUGUCAUCAUACUUCACCUUUGUGGCAAUUGCAAGCCUGAUGGUCCUUUGGUUCGUGGUGCAUAAUUAUUGGGAUCUGAAUAUUUGGAUUGCUGGCAUGCCAUUGAAGUCCUUCACUAAGUAUGUUGUUGCAGCUGUUAUCAUGGCAAUGGCUGUUCCUGGUUUGGCACUUCUCCCAACAAAACUUCGCUUUCUUCUGGAACUUGGUCUUAUUGGUCAUACAUUGUUGCUAUGCUACAUCGAGAACCGAUUGUUCAACUAUACCUCCAUGUAUUACUUUGGAUUUGAAGAGGAUAUCAUCUAUCCUAGUUAUAUGGUUUUGAUUACAACCUUUUUGGGCUUGGCUCUUGUGAGGAGAUUAUAUGUUGAUCAGAGGAUUGGGCCCAAAGCAGCUUGGAUCUUGAUUUGUCUAUAUUCAUCAAAACUAUCAAUGUUGUUUAUGACAUCAAGAUCAGUUAUAUGGGUUUCAGCUGUUUUGCUACUUGCUGUUACUCCCCCUUUACUUCUUUACAGAGACAACUCCAAAGGGACUGCUAGGAUGAAGGUCUGGCAAGCUUAUUUCCAUGCAUCUGUCAUAGCAUUUUCUGCCUGGCUCUGUCGGGAAACAAUUUUUGAAGCUUUACAGUGGUGGAAUGGAAGACCUCCUCCGGAUGGUCUGUUACUGGGUUCGUAUAUUCUGUUGACAGGAGUUGCUUGCAUCCCGAUAGUCAUUCUCCACUUCCCUCAUGUUCAGUCAGCAAAGAGAUUCCUGGUCCUUGUUGUGGCUACAGGCCUUCUCUUUGUUAUUAUGCAGCCUCCUAUUAAGCUAUCAUGGGUAUACCAUUCACAAUUAAUCUCAGCAGCACAUUUAACUGAUGAUGACACUUCAAUAUAUGGGUUUGUAGCAUCAAAGCCCACGUGGCCAUCAUGGCUGCUCAUCACAACUGUGGUACUUACAUUAGCGGCAGUUACAUCCAUCAUCCCAGUGAAGUAUGUUGUUGAGUUGAGGGCUUUGUAUGGAGUGGCGGUUGGGGUCACACUAGGCAUCUAUAUAUGUGUUCAGUACUUCUUCCAGGCAGUUGUUCUGUAUCCUCUUCUUGUUGCAACAAUUGUCUCUGCGGCAGUCUUCGUUGUAUUCACCCAUCUCCCUUCUGAAUCCAGCACAAGGGUUUUGCCAUGGGUGUUCUCUUUCUUGGUAGCUUUGUUCCCAGUCACCUAUCUGCUUGAAGGACAAUUAAGAGCCAAAAAUUUUGCAGAUGAGGAUGAAGCAGAGAAGUUCACCAACAUGUUGGCUGUAGAAGGGGCAAGAAUGUCACUUUUGGGUCUCUAUGCUGCUAUUUUCAUGAUCAUUGCAUUGGAGAUUAAGUUUGAACUGGCUUUGCUACUGCGUGACAAGGCUGCAGACAGAGGCGUAACACAUGGCCCAUCUAGUCGGAGCUCUGCCUUCCCACCCAAAGCAAGGCUGCUCCAGCAACGUAGAGCUCAUGCUGCACCAACAUUCACCAUCAAGAGAUUGGCAGCUGAGGCAGCUUGGAUGCCUGCGAUUGGCAAUGUUUCUACUGUGCUGUGCUUCAUCAUCUGCCUUGUUCUCAAUAUAACCCUGACUGGUGGCUCGAACCGUGCUAUCUUCUUCCUAGCACCCAUCCUUCUGCUUUUGAACCAGGAUUCAGAUAUCUUUGCAGGAUUUGGUGACAGGCAGCGCUAUUUCCCUGUAACAAUUUCUAUUUCUGGGUAUUUGCUAUUGACAGCAUUGUAUAGGAUAUGGGAGGAGACUUGGCCUGGCAAUGGAGGAUGGGCUCUUGAUAUUGGGGGCCCAGGCUGGCUAUUCGCUGUGAAAAAUGUCGCUCUUCUUGUUCUGACAUUACCCAAUCACAUUCUCUUCAACCGCUUCAUGUGGGAUUAUGUCAGACAGACAGAUGCAAAGCUACUGUUGACUCUACCUCUCAACUUGCCCUCGAUUAUAAUGACAGACAUACUUACUAUUCGGGUGUUAGGAUUGCUAGGAGCUAUGUACUCUCUUGCCCAGUACCUGAUAUCAAGGCGGAUAAGAAUUGCUGGGAUGAAAUACAUUUAAAAUAGGAUAUGUAACUUUUUGAGGCUAUCAUACAUCAACUUUCAGAUGCUCAGGAAUAGAGACAUGUUUGCCUGGUCGGCUCGGAGGUAGCAGAGACAAAAAAGGGUUGAAUGGAUGCCUUUGCUUUUGUACUGAAUGAUCUGUAUAUGGAGUGUACACCCCAAAGGUGUUGUAGCAUAUAUAGAUGAUGUUGACCUGCACAUAUGAUGCCAUCACCUUGGGCCAUUUACUUUGAACUUUUGAUGGUGCAACAUUUUGCGACGAAUACUUUUUGACUGGCCUGAGCAAAAGACUUUGUACAUCUUGGUAGAUUGUUUCUUGCCUAAAUGACUUAAUCAGUUAAUCCAGAAUGGCAGGACAUGUCAAUGUUUUUCCAUAUA